AUGCCCGUAGGAACUACGGAGACGGAGGCGGGCGGUCUGCAUACCGCAGUGAAGGGGAUGUCUGACGAGGUUAAGGGGAUGAGUCUGCCGUCCUCGCCAGGAUCCUCCAAAGACGCAGUCGCAGUCGCAGUCGAUGCUACAGUCAACAUCGAACAGUUGGUCCGACGGGGGGAGCAGUACAAGUUGCGGUUCCCCGAGGUGAACGAGGCCAAGUUGAUGCGCAAGAUCGAUCUGAAGGUCAUACCGGUGCUGUGUGUCAUGUACUUGUUGGCCUAUCUUGAUCGAGUGAAUAUCGGCAACGCUGUCCUAUUCGGUCUCAAGGAAGAUCUCAGGCUCGAGGGGACCCAAUACAAUAGCGCCCUCGUCGUCUUCUUCAUUCCUUAUAUGCUCUUCGACAUUCCCUUCAACGCCCUUGUCAAGCGACUAAGGCCUCACGUGUGGCUGUCGAUGUCUAUGUUCCUCUUCGGCCUUCUGUCUGUCUGUCAAGGCUUGACGCAGAACCUCUCUGGCCUCGUCGCCACACGAUUUUUUCUUGGUCUGGUUGAGAGCGGCGUAUUCCCAGCUUGCCUCUACCUCAUCUCAAUGUGGUACAGACGAGCAGAAGCGCAGAAGAGGUACUCUUUCUUCUUCUCCUCGACAACUCUGGGCGGAGCAUUUGGCGGCCUCCUCGCCUCGGCAAUAGGCAAGAUGGACGGCCUGGGCGGGUACCGCGGCUGGAGGUGGAUCUUCAUCGUAGAAGGCGCACUGACGUGUGCAGUCUCUAUCGCCUUGUACUUCUUCAUCUCCGACUUCCCAGAGGAAGCGAGCUGGCUCACGCCGGAGGAGCGAGAGUUCGUCCAGGCGAGGCUUCGUGAGGAUGUGGGGGAGUCAUGCAGGGAUGAUCCGUUGACCGUGCGGUCGGUUUUGGCUGUAUUCAAGGACGUCAAGAUCAUCAUAGGCGGGUUCAUGUAUCUCGGCCUCGUGUGCGCUGGAUAUAGCUAUGCAUACUUCUCCCCCGCAAUCAUUCAAAGCCUCGGACACAGCAGCAUCCGCACACAGCUCAUAUCAGUCCCGCCCUGGGCGUGUGCCUGCGUCGUCGCAAUGGUCGUCGCAACCAUCUCUGACCACAUCCGGCACCGUUUCCUCUUUGUGGUGUCCUUCACUAUGCUUGCUCUCGCGGGCUACGUCAUGCUCCUUGUCGUGCACGACAGGCCAAACGUACAGUAUGCGGCGCUAUUCUUGCCCGCGAUGGGCACGUACACCGCCAUGCCUAUUGCGAUAUGCUGGUUUGGCAUCAACUUGGGCGGACAUCGUCGAAGAGCAGUGGGGACAGCAUGGCAAAUCGGGUUCGGUAGCAUCGGAGGUAUCAUUGCCGUAUACUCCUUCCUUGCUAAAGACUCCCCGCGCUACAUAGCAGGUUACAGUGUCUGCAUCGCCGCCACAUGCACGUCUAUCAUUGCGGACUGCGCGUACUUCUAUGCUAUCUCGCGGGAGAACCGGAGAAGGAGAAAAGAGGAGUCCGAGUCGUCCGCUAGUGCGGGCUCGGAAGAUGAGAAAGGGGACCUCCGUAGAGACUAUCGCUAUUUGUUGUAA
Rhodofomes roseus is the source of this 1572-nucleotide messenger RNA. RefSeq names its product MFS general substrate transporter. The record is from RefSeq and is a predicted model, not a curated record. Gene Ontology annotation, biological process: transmembrane transport. Gene Ontology annotation, molecular function: transmembrane transporter activity. The transcript is spliced from 12 exons. Lineage: Eukaryota; Fungi; Basidiomycota; Agaricomycetes; Polyporales; Fomitopsidaceae. Gene Ontology annotation, cellular component: plasma membrane. Bases 1 to 1572 code for a protein of 523 amino acids.